Podospora pseudocomata is the source of this 1440-nucleotide messenger RNA. RefSeq lists its product as uncharacterized. Lineage: Eukaryota; Fungi; Ascomycota; Sordariomycetes; Sordariales; Podosporaceae. The transcript is spliced from 2 exons. The record is from RefSeq and is a predicted model, not a curated record. The coding region runs from base 1 to 1440 and encodes 479 amino acids.
AUGACCGGCGAGAUGACCGGCGCGACAUCGACAGAAGAGACGAUCGCCGAGAUGACAGGCGAUUUGACGACAGAAGAGAUGAUCGCAGAGACGACAGAAGAGAUGAUCGAGAUGAGCGCCCUCGUUCUCCUCUCCCGCGUCGUGACUUGGACAUCAGCCGGUCCCCGCGGCGGAGGUUCUUAUCGUCCUCGCUCUCGUUCUCCGGAACGUCGAGACCCUCGCGAUGACAGAUAUCCUCCUGCUGCCUCGACCUUCCGUCGCCAGUCACCGCCGCCCCGGGAUUCCGUCAACACUUCGGUGAUCAACUCUCGCAGCGGCUCUGGUAGAUCCUCUCCGCGGCCUCCUUCUCGUCGUGGCCGGGACGAUCGGUCUCGACCUCAGUCUCCCGCGCCCAGGUCUCCGCCUCGUCCGCCCUCCAUGAGAGCGCCAACUCCCGUACAAACUUCGGCUCCUCCCCCCCCCAGAGAGACCCCCAGACAGGCCCCCCCGCAGCCCUCGCCACAGCAGCCUGUCCAGUUGACUAUGCAGCCAGCCCCAAGGCCAGCGGCUACAGAGAUCAAUUCUACUCCCAUGCGCUCUCCUCCCCGGGCCCCGGCAGCGCUUAGAGCCCCUCCCACCGGCCCGGCCGCCUCCCGCAACUUCACCUCCCCCGUGGCACCCAUCCCGCAACACUCGACCCCUCAAAUCCCCCCGAGCGGCCCAGCCCGGGAUACUACUAGUCCUAGCAUCCCGCCCUCCGGACCCCGCAACUACAUCGCUCCCUCCCCCAGAGGCAACUUCACCCCUCGCAACAGCAUCGGCGGAGGAGGCCGCGGCAUCAACCCUUCCUCCUCCUGGGGCCCGCCCAGCUCUGUCUCUAGGAACCACAACCACCCCUCCCAUCUUCCACCUCGACAAACCUCCUCCCCUACCAUCCCCACCCCGACCGGUCCCUCCUCCAUCCCGACAGGUCCCCGCUCAGCAGGGGGUAGCAUCUCGGGCCCCUCCCACAACGGCCCCCCCUCCACCGGCGUAGCCUCCCCCUCCCCCUCCACCCCCUCCAUCUCCCUCCCCCCUCCUACCGGCCCCUCCGCUGGUGUCAACACCAACAGGCCGUUCAACCCCCCCACCGGGCCCGCCUUAUCCUCCCCGCAACCCCCUCGCGCGACGCUGGCUCAAAAUAUGAUGAGUACCUUGCCCCCUCUCCUUCCCCCGGGCAGUGGCGGGAAAUUAGACCUCUCAAUGGCAACAAUAGACGAGAAGGACCCCCACUACAGAAAAAUGAAAGAAGACGAGGAAAGGCUGAGGGAGGAGUUGAAGGUGCGACAAGAAAAAUUAAGGAAGAGCAUGAGGGUGUGGGACCGGAUGGAGAGGGAGAGUAAGGGGUGCGAGUUAAAGAGUGAGCUGAGUGAGAGGAGUUUGAGGGGGCUGAGUGGGGAGGGGCAGGGGGGUGCUUUUUAG